Messenger RNA from Lethenteron reissneri (Far Eastern brook lamprey), 1909 nucleotides. RefSeq names its product translocase of inner mitochondrial membrane domain containing 1 (gene TIMMDC1). Gene Ontology annotation, biological process: mitochondrial respiratory chain complex I assembly. NCBI's taxonomy places the organism in Eukaryota, Metazoa, Chordata, Hyperoartia, Petromyzontiformes, Petromyzontidae. The record is from RefSeq and is a predicted model, not a curated record. Gene Ontology annotation, cellular component: mitochondrion.
UCGCGACCCCCUCCACCCCCCCGAUCGCGUUGACAAACCCCCCCCCAGCUCACGACUCCGCUUCGAUUGGCAUUUAAACAUUUUUUAAUGUCAUCGACCUCGGCGGUGUGCCGAGCGAGCUGACGAGCUCGUCCAGCCAGGCACCCACCAAAGGCGACCCCCUCCUCCUCCUCCACAUGUCUCGGCUGUGGUCUGAAGCAGCAGGGUAAAGGUGAAGCUGUGCAAUUUCUCACUCGCCCCUGUGCUGUCAGAAGGAGCUCUACCGGCACAAGGCUCAUUCAGCACACGACGUCGCUGAAGGAGGAUUGCGUGACCCUCCGUUCCACCUGUGUGCGUUAAGAGGUGGACGUCAACUCGACUCGGGUGACAACCUUCACCCACCAACUCGCCUGGCCAUGUCACCGCCAGACCUAUAGGCAGUGACCACCACUCCACCUAUGCAGUAACCACCACUCCUCACGAUGGACGCCGCAUCUCAGCAGACAAGAACGGGGGUGGUGGCACCUGGAGACCGAGGAGAUGGAGGAAAAGGAAGAGGAGGAGGAGGAGGGGACGAGAGGCAUGCGCUGCUCUCCUGUGCCACCGUAACGUGGUUGGCGAGGAGCUUGCGGAUGCCGCUGCCGGCCGUCGUGUUUGCCCAAUCGCCCGAGGGCCCUGGCACCGCACCCUGUGCCACCGGAGCCUCUGGCGAGACGGGGCCGGCGGUGGAGGAGGAGGAGACGGGAUGGGAGCGAGUGCGAGACGUCUUCCAUGCGCAGUACCCGUACCCGCAGGAGCUGGGAUUGCUGAUGGUGGGCACCACCGUGGGUCUGAUCGGCGGCUUCGUGGGGAGCGGCGUCCCGGCGGCCCAACUCGCGCGCGAGCGCUUCAUGGAGCGCAGAUACGGCGAGGUCUACUCGCACCGCAUCGAGGCCGUGCGCGCCGUUCACAACGUGGCAAUCAAAGCGUUCAUCCGUGCAGGUGUCCCCAUGGCGCUGAGGGUCGGCUUCUUCAUGACCAUCUUCAAUGGCAUUGGAAUCGGCCUCGGCGCUUACCGAGGAAAAGGCACCGUGGGGAAUUACAUCACGGGUGGAGCACUCGCCGGAGGCAUCAUGCGUCUGUCCCUCGGACCCCGGGGCUUUGUGGGAGGAGCCUUCAUCGGAUCCGUGCUGGGACUGCCGGUUGGCGUGCUGAUGCGCGCGUCCCAGUGGCUGAGCAGCGAGACGCCGCAGGAGAAGCGUCUCCGCCUGCGCAGAGAGAAGCGGGAGAGGGUGGAGCGUGACAGGGAUGAGCGACAGUGGGCGACGGAGAAGCUACUCACCUUCAUGGAGAGCAGUGUCACGGGCGAGGAUGACUUGCACCAGAUCAACGAGAUCCUCGCUCGCCCGCCAAACCCCGGCGCGCCGGUGGCACGAGCGGAGACGGUGCACGAGGAGGGACGGGCACGGGAAAACCUGGAGAGAGAAAUGCCUUCGUGCACAAGCACAUAGACAACGAUUCCACCUAUAGCCUUUCGCAGGCCGUCGUGGCAAGCGCUGCUAACGAGCACUUAUUGAGGCCGGCACAGCGAACAAGGUGGUGGCCUGGCCAGAACCACACAUUCCUGGCCACCACUGGGGUGUUCUACACUCCGUAGCACCAGGUGGGGGAAGGGGGGUUAGAGGGGUAGGCCCAGGACCGGUUCAGAUAUCCAUCACCGACGGUGCCCGCGAGCGGGAAAUCGAACUCGGGAAUCGGCGCUUUCGUAGCGCGCGGCGCGGCCAAACCACUGUGGGUGGGAGCGAACUUUGACCUUGACGUAGACACUGGUACCGCAAGCUGGCGGAAGCGGUGCUGAGUGACACCGGCAAUGAACUGCCGCUCCUCCGUGGGAACUCGCUCGUAGCGAAUUGCACGCCGAACCCCAUGGGGGUGCGCGGUGGGGUGUGGG